Molecule: messenger RNA, 1362 nt
Organism: Miscanthus lutarioriparius
Lineage: Eukaryota; Viridiplantae; Streptophyta; Magnoliopsida; Poales; Poaceae
Source: the annotation of a GenBank genome assembly
AUGGGCAGAAGCCUCUUUUCUCCGGCCCAGAACGGCAUCUCCGUGGCUCUCGAGCUCCCAGUCCCAGGGCGGCGGCCUCGUCGUCGUCGAGCAGCAGUGCGGAGUGAGGCCACCUCGCCUGGGAACCCUAACCUCCCAUUCCCCAAUCCACUCCCCUCCCCAUCUCAUCCGUUUCCCGCGGUCUCGACGGGACGCGGUGGAGUGGCGACCCGCCGCAGCCGGCAUACGGCGGAGGCAAGGAGUCAGAGCGGCGGCAGCGGCGAGCAGAGCAAGCACCGAGCUGGGCAGCAGCAAUUAGUUGAAGACUUAGGACAUGACGAAGAAACAGAAGACAAUGGAUUUGAAGUCUAUGUGGGAAAGGUUCUUGAAGGUUUGAAUCAUGAGAAGUGCUUUAGUAAAUGGGAUGAUCCUGGUCGGGGAUUUCAUUAUAAAACUUGCUUACAAAUUUACAUACUGUAUCCCACCAUUAGAAGUGUUCUCAUCAUGAUUGGAGGAGACCGUACUCACGGUGCAGAGGCUGUCAAUGCUCGAAAAAUGUUGAAGAAUGUAUUGGGAUGCACAUAUACCUUAAAUAGAUGUUUGCAAAUGAGAGACUCUUUUAUGGUCAAUGGCAUUGAACUCAUUGAUACUACAAAGGAACAGUUAGAAAUAAUGCAAGGGAAUGAUGAAUGGGUAAAUUUUCUUAAAGAUGUCACUACUUUUUGUGCGAAGCAUGGCAUCAAAGUCCCUAGCAUGGAUGAUAUUUAUGAGCCAGUUUUAAAACCAAAGGGGUUCUUGAGAAAAGUCAAGAAUCUCCAACAUUACGGUGUCGAAAUUUUGACAAGCAUCCUUGAUAGAGCACUUCAAGAGUUAAAUGACAGGUUUGAUGAGAUGAACACAGAUUUUCUUCUUAGCAUGGCAUCACUAGAUCCAGCAAAAUCAUUUUACCCGUAUAACAAGGACAAGUUACUUAAACUUGCUAGGUCUUAUCCUGAGGACUUCUCAAGAUUUGUUGCAUCUUCCAAGCCAUCUUACACGGAUCAGAGCAAGCUGGAUGUGCCCAUUGCUCUUACUCCAGAGAACUACCUGUCAAGAAAUGAUGCUACUCUUGGUGGUUCUUUAAUCAUUCACAUUGUCAAGUCACUAUCUUUUCUGAACAUUGAUAGUAGCUUUUGGAUCACGGUGCUGAUUUGGCAGGCAAAAAUUGUCGACAUCCUCUUGUUUAUGGUGAUGGUCACGUUUGAGAAGCACAUUGACCUGUCAUUGGCCAGCCCAUUCAGUGGCGGUCCCCCUGUUAGGGUGAAACAAGCCGAAGUGGGCAAAUUGGGCGGUAGCUGUGCCGGUGGUGAGGAAGAAGAUGAGGAAGGACUAAUGAUAAGAUAA